Lactuca sativa (garden lettuce) is the source of this 558-nucleotide messenger RNA. The record is from RefSeq and is a predicted model, not a curated record. NCBI's taxonomy places the organism in Eukaryota, Viridiplantae, Streptophyta, Magnoliopsida, Asterales, Asteraceae.
AUGGUGUCCGAAUCUGAAACUGUGUCAGCUUCCACAAGCUUGAAGGGUUUACCUCAUGGUAUUAUUGAAGCUAAAUCAGACUUGGAAUUAAAACCUUCAUGGUCAACAAGUAGUUCAAAGUCAGAGUUUCUUCAAGAAAAUUUUACAAUUGUGUUGUUCCAUUAUGAUGGAAUGUUGGAUGGUUGGCAAGAUCUUGAGUGGAGCAAUAAUGCCAUACACGUUGUAGCUCAAAACCAAACAAAAUGGUGGUUUGCAAAUCGAUUUCUGCAUCCAGCUGUAGUGUCUAUUUAUGAUUAUAUAUUUCUUUGGGAUGAAGACCUGGGUGUGCAACAUUUUAAUCUCAGAAGAUAUAACAUAUUUGCUGAUGUGUAUGCAAUAAUGGAGAUACAGACAACUGAAACUUUAGAGAAUUCAACCUCACUUCUUGUUACAAGCAGAAAGACAACUGAGACUUUGGAACAACUAACACCACCUGUGAUUUCCCACGCACAGACAAUUGAAACAUCUGAGCCGCCACUACCACCGCCUCUGGUGACAAACAUGCUGGAAAGCUUAUGA